AUGUCGUUCCGAAAAGACCUGCUGCUUCACGUGCCGGUCACCAGUAGAACGAGCAACGUGACGUACGCGAACUACCAGUGCGCAGUAUGCCAUAGCGAUACGCAUGACGUGGUCUUUUGGAACGUCGACUUGAAGUGCCCCUCACUUAUAGGCCCUAGCGAGGUUGAGGUGAAUGCGUCGCCAGGUGACCUAGUGUUUCGAGAGGGCCAGUGGGGAGUAGUUGUGAAUGGCAGUGAGCAAGAAGUGCACAAAUGUAAUCUGACACUCUCCCUCGGAAACAUUUGGAAAUUCCCCGGGAGAUCGUGCAGACUUGUUGUAGACAAGUACAUGGAAAAUUGGGACGAUGAAACGACAGAAAAACUUUGUCAUUCAUACACAUCUCACUAUAGGAAUCUAGAUGAAGUUGCCGUUAAAGAGGACCUGAUUCAUCCAGACACAGCAGGCAAUGCCACUGUCCCUUGUCUUAGCGACGGAACCUGUAGAAACGAGACGAUUCUCAAGGACGAUUAUAUUAUGGUCAACGACACUGUGGUUAUAAAAGUGUCUAAUCGCACUUACUAUCCUGGGGAGUACGAGGUUGUGGAAGAAGGAGUUUUGGUGUGUUCCUUCGCGUCCGACAAAUACUCGGCCGCCAUGGGGUGGGUGACGCUGGCUGGUCUGAGCGCGUCCUCCCUGUGCCUUGUGCUGCACUUGGUGCCUUCGCCCUCGUGCCUCACUCAGGACCUUCACGGCAGGAACAUCUUUCUGUCGCUCCUCGGGGCCUACGUCUCGUACAUCCUCAGCGUUUUCGCCGAGACAUCGACGACGGAAUGCUACGUGUUCGCGGUUCUCAUCUACUACUUGUUUCUCACGUCGUUCUCGUGGAUGAACGUCUUGGGCUUCGAUGUGUUUUACACGUUCAGGCGAAGCAGAGUGAGGUCCGGAGAACAGUGGAAGAGGUUCUUAGUGUAUUCUGCGUACGGGUGGGUGCUUCCCGCGUGCGCCGUCGCUGCGGUGGUAGCGGUGGACCAGACGAGGCCCCCCGGGUUCCCCCCGGAAUUCCUUCCGAGUCUUGGGCAGCACCUGUGCUGGUUCGGGCGACGCAAGGCCUUGCUGGCGUUCUUCGGCGCUCCCCUGAUCGCCAGCAUCGUCAUGAACGUGGCUUUGUUCGUCGCCACGACAGUCAGCAUCGCCAAGACGAUGCAGUCGGAGGUGCGGAGGACGUCCCCGAGUGAGCCGAAGAAGGAGUUCCUCCUGUACCUCCGGCUGGCCGUCCUGAUGGGGAUCACGUGGAUCACUUCGGUGGUGGCCUCGUACCUGGAGCUGGAAGUGCUGUGGUACGUGUUCAUCCUGUUGAACACUCUGCAGGGCGUGUUCAUCUUCCUGGCCUUUACCUGCAGGGUCAAGGUGUGGGAGGCCAUCGCGCAGCCUUGCCAAGCGUCGUCCUCCGUCAGCUGCUGCAGAAGGCAAGAGUCAGAACCUCCGACCGUGGAUACAGCAAUGAAGUUAGUCAUAGAAGAGACAGUCUUCUGGGUUCUUUCGUCCGUAGGCUAUUUAAAACUCAAGUUGCAAGGAGCUUUAUUGAUGCAAAAUACCACACACGUUAAGUACAAAUGGGCAGGUGCAGGACAAAACAAAUGCAACCUGCAGUAUCCUCAGGCUCAGUUGUCUCGCCCUUUGAUUGGCUGA
Messenger RNA from Penaeus vannamei (Pacific white shrimp), 1668 nucleotides. The record is from RefSeq and is a predicted model, not a curated record. Lineage: Eukaryota; Metazoa; Arthropoda; Malacostraca; Decapoda; Penaeidae.